AUGACUGAACAGACUUCGGGGAAAUCAAAUGGCCCCUCACCAUUAGCGUGUCUACCGUGUCGCCAUAAACAUCUCAAAUGUGAUGGCAAGAUCCCCAUUUGCGGCCGUUGCGAAGUCAAUGGCCAGCCUUUCCAGUGCGAGUAUACCAAAUCUCGAAGAGGCUACAAGGGUCCAUCCAAAAAGCGCCGCGCCAACCCAGAAUCCCCGGAGCAGUUGCCGGUCGAUCCCACCAUGGUCAACCCCGUGGAUUGGAAGAGCAUGCAGGCAGGCUAUGGCUAUGCGCCUGCCGUCCCAUUCCUCUCGUCGGGGUCAAACAGUCCCGGGUUUUACGAUCUUUCGAUGUCAAUGUCGCAACCUGCUCGCCCGGUUAGCGAUCCGUUAACUCCGGACUCCUCCUCAUCCGCCCCCAGCAGCGAUGCCUAUUUGAUCGAUAUAUACUAUAAUUAUUUCCACGCCGCACAUCCAAUCCUGCCACCCCAUCGGUACCUUAAUCGCAUCUAUCUCCCCGUGUAUCUGGAACAGGUGAUGAAAUUUGUGGGCUCCCACUUUACCUCAGCGGCCUCGAGCGAGACAUACCGCCAAAAUGUGGUCUCGGUGGUUCGAGAACAGGACCCUACCGUGGAAAAGGUUCAAGCACUGCUCCUGCUAGCAAUUGUAUUACACUCGCGCAACGAGCGUGCGGAGGCUGGCGAGUGUCUUGCCUCCGCAGUGGACCUGGCCUUUGAGCUUGGCAUGCACCAGCAAACUUUCGCGGUGAUUGCCAGCAAUGGAGAUCCGAUUCGGGCCGAGUCUUUGCGGCGCACUUGGUGGGACCUGUUCGUCAUUGAAGGUUUCUUGACUGCUCUUGGUGUGCAAACUGAAUUCCGGACCAACUCAGUCCCGCUUGAAGUGCCACUUCCCUGUGAGGAGCGCAUCUAUCAAGAUUGUCUGUUCCCUCCGCCGUCCCCGACUAUUGAGCAAUUCGACCAGCGUGUUUUUGCAGACGAGGAGUUACAUUUCUCCUCCUACUGCUACCGAAUUGAAGCAAUCCGCAUCCUUGGUCGUGUGGUCGCGACGCAGAACAUGACCGAGGGUCAACAGGAUCAUGUAGAAGCUAUCGAUGCGCGUAUUGGUAGCUGGGGCCAUCACUUGCCGGAGUCCAAGGAAGAGCUUUUGCGCCCGGACGGCACCGUGGACGAGAUCAUGUUCCAGGCGACCAUGAUCUUGAACGGCGCAUCCAUCUAUUUAAACUUCCCUCGGUCCGACCUUCUCUCAUCCCCCGCCGUUGCCGCGGCUGUCAUCUGUGGUGGUUCUGGGCCCAUCAGUGUGCCGGCAUUCUCCCAUAACGAGCAUGCCAUGAAAGCAGCCAAAGCUGCCCGAGAAUUAUCUCGACUUGCCUCAUUCCGUCUGCCCGUCAUCAAACACACUCCCUUUUUCAUCUGUGCCCUUACGCUCAGUUCCAUCGUUCAGUUGGCCGCUUGCUCCGUCAAGGCGGGUCAGAUGCCCGACCCCAGUCGUGACCGUCUCACGUUGACAAUUGGUGUGUUCAAGUCGUUGGCUCGCACUUGGGCCAUCUCGCAGUCCAUCAUGAGGCAGAUUAAGGCUGUUUCACGGGAUGUCAUGGAAAUGGGUCUCCGUCCGACGAUGGCAAUGGACUCACUGUAUCUGUCCACCAUGCUGGACAAUAGUCAAUUUUGGGUUGAUCAGGGCCCCAGCUGA
This is a messenger RNA of Penicillium nucicola, 1698 nucleotides long. RefSeq names its product Zn(II)2Cys6 transcription factor. Gene Ontology annotation, molecular function: zinc ion binding; DNA-binding transcription factor activity, RNA polymerase II-specific; DNA binding. Bases 1 to 1698 code for a protein of 565 amino acids. The transcript has a single exon. The record is from RefSeq and is a predicted model, not a curated record. Gene Ontology annotation, biological process: regulation of DNA-templated transcription; DNA-templated transcription. Lineage: Eukaryota; Fungi; Ascomycota; Eurotiomycetes; Eurotiales; Aspergillaceae.